UUUUAUAAAACCACUCGGCCCAACACAAGCCGUAGAACUGCACAGCGCCAGCGCGAGAGACCGACCAGAAAGUAGAAACCCCCGGCCGGAAGGAGAUGAGCUACUACGGCCAGCAGCAGGCGCCCGUCGGCGCCCCGCCGCAGCAAGGUUACCCGCCGCAGGGGUACCCUCCGGCCGGCUACCCGCCGCCACAGCAGGGCUACCCGCCGGCCGGAUACGGCCAGCAGGGCUACCCGCCCCAGCAGCAGCAGCAGAACAGCGGGCCUUCCUUCAUGCAAGGAUGCCUGGCCGCGCUUUGCUGCUGUUGUCUCUUGGACGCCUGCUUCUGAGAACAGAGACCAAAGUUCCAUCCUCACGCGUGUUGGAACUGAUCAAUUGUGCCGUGUUACCGAAAUGCUACUAGCCUACAUGUUUUGGGCCCUAUCGCAUUUUUCUACCCCUUGUUUGUAAACUUCACAUUGGGAUCAAUUAUUUGGUUGGUUUGGAUGUGAUGACUACCUUGCUAAAUGCUACCAAUCCAUCUUUUUAUUUUCUCCUUGUCCGAAAAGUAAAAGGAUGCUAGUAAAUUACACUAUUGAUAUGAGAUUUGACGUGUAUGCACCUUUUUUUGCCUUAGAGCAUGGUUGUAAGUCAGUUGUUGCCUAUAUAAUGUUGCCAUAUCAUUUAUAGCCAAUCUAAUAUCCAACAUG
Messenger RNA from Triticum aestivum (bread wheat), 689 nucleotides. Its product is annotated as cysteine-rich and transmembrane domain-containing protein WIH2. Lineage: Eukaryota; Viridiplantae; Streptophyta; Magnoliopsida; Poales; Poaceae. Gene Ontology annotation, cellular component: plasma membrane. The record is from RefSeq and is a predicted model, not a curated record. The coding region runs from base 96 to 329 and encodes 77 amino acids. The transcript is spliced from 3 exons.